Messenger RNA from Mesorhabditis spiculigera, 474 nucleotides. The record is from the annotation of a GenBank genome assembly. Lineage: Eukaryota; Metazoa; Nematoda; Chromadorea; Rhabditida; Rhabditidae.
AUGGCGAGGCGAGGAGAAGAUAGGGGCAUUUCGGAACCCAGACCCUCUUGCUCGACAGAUGAACAACAACAACAGAUUGAUGAUGAGGCCUCCGAUCGUCUCCCCACAGUAUCUCCCGUAUCAGAAUCGCGGCCCUCGCUCCUCUUCUACCCCUCCAUAUCCCAUCGUUUCUGCCAAUUCCUCCUUUUCAUCUCAUUCCUAUCGACUGCAAGGGCGGGUGGAGCCCGCUGUUUCACCACAGAAAAGGGCGUGACGAUAGAUGGGGCAGAAUAUAGGCGAAUACGGAAUACCGAUUUGAGGGGAUGCGCCCUGGAGUGCCGUUCAGACACGUCGUGCUUAGCGUUCGAGUGGAAUCACGAGGACUCCAUAUGCUAUUUGAAGGCCCGAUCACUGACCGGCGAAAUGCACCGGAAAGAGAAUACGGUGGCCGGUUUCUGCAUCGACGAUGGUCAGUUCAACGAGUUUUAUUUUGCA